AUUAUCACCAUCACCUAUCAGUCGCGUUACAACCAAGUACAUACAGCGCGACGGCUAGCUUUGUAGAAAGAAUAUAAUAGUUUUCAGUACACGCGAUUCUCGAAGGUAUUUAUUCGACGCAUAUUCGACAACUGUUGACAGUAGAAAUAUAUUUUCGAUUUCUCACGCUGACAACAGUAGUUUCACAUCCUGUCUUUCUCAACUUCCUUUGAUAAUUAUAAUAAUAUGUCAAAGAAGCCAGGCAAUACCCCAGCAAUGCAUAAAGUUAUAAUGGUUGGGAGUGGAGGUGUUGGAAAGUCAGCUCUGACGUUACAAUUUAUGUAUGACGAGUUUGUACAGGACUACGAACCCACUAAAGCAGAUUCUUAUAGGAAAAAAGUUGUAUUAGAUGCAGAGGAAGUACAAAUAGACAUCCUAGAUACUGCAGGACAAGAAGAUUAUGCUGCAAUUCGAGAUAAUUAUUUUCGAAGUGGUGAAGGAUUCCUUUGUGUCUUCUCUAUAACAGAAGACGAUAGUUUUCAAGCAACUCAAGAGUUUAGAGAACAGAUCCUUAGAGUAAAAAACGAUGAGAACAUUCCAUUUUUGUUAGUGGGAAAUAAAAGUGACUUGCAAGAGAAAAGGAAGGUGAGCUUAGCUGAAGCUCAAGCAAGAGCACAGCAAUGGGGUGUACCAUAUGUAGAAACAAGCGCAAAAACAAAGGAAAAUGUUGACAAGGUAUUUUUCGAUUUGAUGCGUGAAAUAAGUUCGCGCAAGAUCGAAGACAAAUCGGCAAGUAACGGUCGUGGAAAAGACCGAGCGAAGAGGAAGAAAAAGAAGUGCAUUUUUCUAUAGGUAUUCUUUGAUUUAAUGCGUGCAAUAGUCGCGCGCAAAGCACAGGAAAAUCAAGGGGAUGGAAACGAGCGUAAGAAGAAAAGAAACUGCUGCCUUUUGCUCUAACGAAUAUAAAACGAUGUGUAUAAAUUCUGUAACGGAACAUUCAACUACUAAUUAUGAAAACCUGAGUAAGAGAAAUGAUAUAUAUACACUUGGAAGUUUUCUAACACUUUACAGUGAAAUGACAUUAAACAGGUUAAAUAUUUGCUUUGAGAACACGUCAAGUUUAAUAAAUUAUUCAUAUUUAUAUUCUAUGGAGGAUUACAAAAUUUCCGCUUUCUUGUUUUUCUUUUCAUAAAGUGGCUGAUUCAUUAAUGGUAGACUGAUAUUUACAAGCACCUUCAUGGUUACCGAUUUACAACACAGAUUUUGCUAUAAUGUGGAGUGUAAAAAGUUUCUGAUAGAGCACAAAUGUAGUUUGUUUGACAAUGAAAUUAUUUUUUUUUAAUAUUCAUACACAACAUUCAUUAGAGUGCUGAAAUAUGUACAAUCAUUGAAAUUAAUAUUCGAUACAAGUGAAGAUUUCAUUUAUUCGGCACGGAGAAUGUAUGCAUACGUUUUGCGCGAUGCGUUCCAUGAUCACUAAAAACGGUUACUUGAAGAAAUUGCAAACAUUAUGAGCGUGCUGUAAUUAAUUUUUUCUGCAAAUAAAAGUACUAUAUCUGCACUGAUA
Molecule: messenger RNA, 1546 nt
Organism: Megalopta genalis
Lineage: Eukaryota; Metazoa; Arthropoda; Insecta; Hymenoptera; Halictidae
Gene: Rala
Product: Ras-like protein A
Biological process (GO): signal transduction
Cellular component (GO): membrane
Molecular function (GO): GTPase activity; GTP binding
Source: RefSeq, a predicted model, not a curated record